AUGCGUGUCUCCCUAACCACCAUCUUCUCCUCCCUGCUCUGUACCGUCUUGGUCUCAUCCCAGGACCUCGACACCUUCGACAAGAAAUGUGUCGAGAAUUAUGGUGUUCCAUCAGCAGACCCUGUUCCCGGCUCUUUCUCCAAUGACGACUGUACGGAUGUCGACGGGACACGUGGUGCCAUACAAACUGCUGUAGACAAACUCGGUGAUAUGAAUAUUUACGCUGUCACCAAGCAGGUUGUGAACGGUAUUAACUAUGUCAUCUUUGUUACUCGCAACGAACGAACAUAUCGAGUUCCUGUUUACCAAGAUCUGACAGGAACCUAUUCUCUUCAGGAAGAAGAAAUCUGCUACCUCCCAUUCGAUGACAGUACUAGUGGCGCGAUAUCGUCCACCUUGAGACCACCUACCAAUCUCUCUUACGGCCAAGAAACAUUCGGGCUACCACUUCAGGGCUGUGUUACAAAGGAAGCUCUCUUCUGGCUGCCUUGGUAG
Messenger RNA from Aspergillus oryzae RIB40, 495 nucleotides. RefSeq lists its product as uncharacterized. The transcript is spliced from 4 exons. The record is from RefSeq and is a predicted model, not a curated record. NCBI's taxonomy places the organism in Eukaryota, Fungi, Ascomycota, Eurotiomycetes, Eurotiales, Aspergillaceae. The coding region runs from base 1 to 495 and encodes 164 amino acids.